AUGUUCCAUCAUCACCACUUGGUUUCUUUCAGUAAUUUUUACAGACAACCUAUUUCAACAAAUAGCAGACCAAACGAAGAGAUGGGCAUUCAGAGACUAAAUGUUACCCAGGAAGAAAUGAAAUACUUCCAUGGUGUGCUACUGAGUAUGGAUUUACAAAAGUGUAAGAGCUUGCAGGACCUUUUUUCAAGAGAAUGGUUACAAUACUCUGACUUCUUAUCAGACAAUUCAUGCAAAUUUGCUGAGUACUUCAUGCUUCUAACCCAGAGAGUGUUACACAUGUCAGCCCUCAGAUUCAGUCGCUCUGAGUAUUUAGCUGCUGACGAAUCUACAGUAUCAUUCAAGAGUCGUGUAUUAUUCAAAAUGUACAAUACUCAAAAACCAACAAAAUGGGGACUCAGAGUUUUUGUGAUUUCUGAUUCAUCAAAUGGUUAUAUUUGUAACUUGAAUUUUUCUGAGAGAGUAGUUCCUCACUUGCUGGCUGAUAUCAGAAAUGCUACAGGGCAAUCAGACUAUCAUUUUUAUACUAACCAUUCCUAUACAGGUGUUGCAUUAGCUGAGGAACUGUUGAAACAGAAUGUGCAUCUCACAGGAAUGAUCCAGGCCAAUUGCAAAAGCCUUUUAGCUGCAAUCAAGAAAGGAGCUCUGCGUCUGAAGAAGCAUGAAAUAAAAUGCCUCUCCAGUAACAAAAAUAUGGUUCUGGCAUGGCAUGAUAAACAAACUGUUCUCUUGCUUUCUACAAAAGCAAAUAACUCAGCGUCACUUAUAGAAAGGAGAAACAGAAAGGAAAGGGAAGAAAUAAUGAAACCAAAUGUGAUUAUUGAUUAUACUUUGAAAGUGGGCAGAGUUGAUAAAUCUGACCACUUUAUUUCCAGUUAUGGUUUUCUAAUGAAAAGUCCGAAGUGGUGGUGA
This is a messenger RNA of Schistocerca cancellata (South American locust), 912 nucleotides long. Its product is annotated as piggyBac transposable element-derived protein 3-like. Bases 1 to 912 code for a protein of 303 amino acids. NCBI's taxonomy places the organism in Eukaryota, Metazoa, Arthropoda, Insecta, Orthoptera, Acrididae. The record is from RefSeq and is a predicted model, not a curated record. The transcript has 4 exons.